AUGGGUGUAGUCACAGGCGACAUGCUUGUUAACGGAAAGUUCAGAGAUGAAUCCUUCCAGCGCAAGACCGGUUAUGUCCAGCAACAAGAUCUUCAUCUUCCAACAUCGACCGUCCGCGAAGCUCUAACCUUCAGUGCUCUUCUUCGUCAACCACCGCGGUACAGUCGGGAGGAAAAGAUUGCAUACGUGGACACUGUCAUCGGUCUGUUGAGCAUGGAGGACUAUGCUGAUGCGGUUAUUGGCAUCCCGGGAGAAGGUCUCAAUGUUGAACAGCGCAAACGCUUAACGAUCGGUGUGGAACUCGCUGCGCGCCCUCAACUUCUUUUGUUCUUCGACGAGCCAACUUCGGGAUUGGAUAGUCAGACGUCGUGGUCUAUCUGCAACCUGAUGGAAAAGCUGACUCAAAACGGUCAAGCAAUCCUUUGCACUAUCCACCAGCCCUCUGCUAUGUUAUUCCAGAGAUUUGAUCGUCUUUUGCUCCUCUCCAAGGGAAAGACGAUAUAUUUCGGUGAUAUUGGUGACGGUUCUCGCACUCUGGUUGACUACUUCACUCGAAAUGGAGCGCACAGUCUUCCUGCGGGAUCCAACCCAGCUGAGUAUAUGCUCCAUGUUAUUGGCGCGGCACCAGGUUCAACCACCGAUAUUGACUGGCCUGCGGUUUGGCGCGAGAGUCCCGAGUAUCAGCAUGUUCAGGAAGAGCUUGGCAAGCUGGCUUCCUUGAACAAUACAGCUGCGACUAACCAGGAUAGUUCCAUCUACACAGAGUUUGCAGCUUCUCCCAUCGAGCAGUAUCGUCAAGUUAUCAAGCGAGUCUUUGAACAGUAUUGGCGUAGCCCUGGAUAUAUCUACGCCAAGGUUUUGCUGUCCCUCGGUUCGUCUCUCUUUACCGGUCUAUCGUUCUUGAAUGGCGACAAUACGCAGCGUGGUCUUACGAACCAGAUGUUCGGCAUCUUUAUGUUCCUCAGCUUGUUCCCUAAUCUGGUUAACCAGAUCAUGCCGAUUUUCGCCAAUCAGCGAACCAUGUAUGAAGCCCCUGCAAACAUCUUGGUUGAACUAGUUUGGAAUUCUAUCAUGUCGAUCUUUGCCUAUAUCUGUUUCUAUUAUCCUAUCGGUUUGUAUAAGAAUGCCGAAUGGACUGAUGCUGUCCACUCCCGCGGAUUUACCAUGUUUUUGCAUCUUUGGAUCUUCUUUAUGUACACUAGUACAUUCGCGCACAUGUUGAUUGCUGGUCUGCCAACUGCUGAUAUCGCUGGAGGCGCUGGUAAUCUUCUUCUGAUCAUGAUGUUCACAUUUUGCGGUGUCCUAGCAGGACCAAAUGCUCUUCCCGGCUUCUGGAUCUUCAUGUACCGCGUCAACCCCUUCACGUACAUUAUCGAGAGUUUCAUGGGUACUUCACUCGGAAAUGCUCCUAUGUACUGCGCCUCCAACGAAUUUGUCCGCUUCACUGCUCCCAAUGGCUCAACCCGUGGUGAAUACGCAUCUGCCUACAUCGACCAAGCAGGAGGCUAUCUCUCUGAUCUCGGGGCUACAGACUGCGAAUACUGCGCCGUAUCUGAUACCAACCAAUUCCUAAAGUCUGUCAGUAUCAGCUAUGGAAACCGAUGGAGAGACUUUGGGAUCAUGUGGGUGUUUUGCAUCUUCAACCUCUGCAUGGCUUUCUUGUUUUACUGGCUUGCAAGGGUUCCAAAGAAUAAAAAGGCGAAGAGGAACCUGACCGUGGUUCCCAUCUGA
This is a messenger RNA of Fusarium oxysporum Fo47, 1731 nucleotides long. RefSeq names its product putative ATP-binding cassette transporter. The transcript is spliced from 5 exons. NCBI's taxonomy places the organism in Eukaryota, Fungi, Ascomycota, Sordariomycetes, Hypocreales, Nectriaceae. Gene Ontology annotation, molecular function: ATP hydrolysis activity; ABC-type transporter activity; ATP binding. The coding region runs from base 1 to 1731 and encodes 576 amino acids. Gene Ontology annotation, cellular component: membrane. The record is from RefSeq and is a predicted model, not a curated record. Gene Ontology annotation, biological process: transmembrane transport.